This is a messenger RNA of Suillus subaureus, 749 nucleotides long. RefSeq lists its product as uncharacterized. The record is from RefSeq and is a predicted model, not a curated record. The transcript is spliced from 2 exons. Bases 400 to 636 code for a protein of 78 amino acids. NCBI's taxonomy places the organism in Eukaryota, Fungi, Basidiomycota, Agaricomycetes, Boletales, Suillaceae.
UGCUCGAGGGAAAUGCUUUUGAUUUUGGUGAGUUGGAACAAGGAAUGACUCGGCAGGCUAUUCUAUAUGAGGUUAAGGUGGUUAAUUGCAAUGGUGAGGAGAGGAUGACGGAUGGAGUGAGGCAACAUUGAUGUCGUCAUUAGAAAUGUCAUACAGUCCUGCAUGGCCUAGAGUUCUGCCACCCGGCAAAACAACCAUGUUUGCCAGUUUUGCCGGUCAUAACCAGAAGAACUGACCCUUGGCAAGUAGCUCUUCCCUCUACACUAGUUUCGGGACUGACCCCCCUUUACUGCCUGUGCAUAAAAGUGAAGGGAUAGCCUUCAGUUCGAUAACAAAGAACACCAUCCAGCCCUAUCCUGAAGUGUAACAACGAGGUUCAUCUCACUCGCUACUAUUAUUAUGUCUGCCGCAGUGUUGGCGGGCAUUGUUACAGCACAAGAUCCUACCGGCGGUUCAUGCAACCAGCCUGGACAGUAUGAGUGCGGACGAUCUGCAAGUUAUAACGGGAACAAUGCGUAUUUGUAUUUCUGUUUGUCGGACAACUUUGUCACGGAAGUUAAAAAUUGCAACUGUCCGCAGUGCUGUUACGUCGUCGGUGGAGGUUUAGGUCCCAAUGGAUCCAAAAGUUGCACAUAAUUAGAGGAGAAGGGGAGCCCGCGUCUUUCUUGCCGUAUCAUAGUGAUAAGUUACGAUUGUCUCCGUAGGGUGUAUAGAAAUAUCUUGUUGAGGCUCAAUGAUGCUGCCAGCAG